Molecule: messenger RNA, 1157 nt
Organism: Malania oleifera
Lineage: Eukaryota; Viridiplantae; Streptophyta; Magnoliopsida; Santalales; Ximeniaceae
Product: psbP domain-containing protein 3, chloroplastic
Exons: 10
Coding region: 124-882 (252 amino acids)
Biological process (GO): photosynthesis
Cellular component (GO): photosystem II; photosystem II oxygen evolving complex; extrinsic component of membrane
Molecular function (GO): calcium ion binding
Source: RefSeq, a predicted model, not a curated record
CUUUUCUAUUUACUGUUUUUAAUUUUGAUUUUGUUUUUGUUUUCAAAUAUGGGCAUGGAUCAAUCCUAGUAAUAUUUGAGGAGUUGAGAGUAAGAACUACACAAGGAAGGCAAUCUCAAAAGAAUGGCGCCUGCUUCGUCCUUAUCUGCCCUGUCUCUGCUCCCUCGCUUCUUUUCCUUCCCCGCACCUUCAUCCUACGAGAAUGGCAUCAAGAAAUGCAGAGACCAACGCGUGUUUUGCUGCGGGAACAGAGAUCAUCAUCGAGACCCAUGUAGCUGCGUUCGAGAACAUUCUGGAAUUAGAAGAAGAGAGGCUAUGCUUCGACUGGCGCUUGGUUCGUUCUCUUUCCCGGCGGCAAUUGUUUCAGAUGCAUUGGCGGAGAACGAUGUGCCGGAGGGUUUUCGGGUUUACUCCGACAACCUAAACAAGUUCAAUAUCUUGAUCCCUGGAGACUGGCAAGUGGGUGCAGGAGAACCUAAUGGAUUCAAAUCAGUGACUGCUUUCUACCCGCAAGAAGCUUCUAGCUCAAAUGUCAGCGUAGUAAUCACAGGGCUCGGUCCGGAUUUUACCAGAUUGGAGUCUUUUGGCAAAGUUGAUGCCUUUGCUGAGACUUUGGUUAGUGGCUUGGACAGAAGUUGGCAAAGACCUCCUGGUGUGGCUGCCAAACUCAUAGAUUGUAAAGCUUCUAAUGGGUUGUAUUACAUUGAGUACUCACUGCAAAAUCCUGGUGAAAGUUACAGACAUUUAUAUUCAGCAAUGGGAGUGGCAUCCAAUGGCUGGUAUAACAGACUAUAUACUGUGACUGGACAGUUUGUGGAAGAAGAUUUGGGGAAAUAUGGUUCUGCAAUUGAAAAGGCUGUUGCAUCUUUCAGGUUUAUCUGAAGAAAUAUUUACAAGCAAGAAGUGGGGUGUGGAGAUUACAUUCACAAGCCUUAAUACUGUCAAAUCCAAUCCAUUCAAUCGGACUUAACAGUUGGUCACAAGCCUGAUGUAUAUAGCCUUCUUUAUAUACAUUUUCUUUUUUUAAUUUUUUCAUGAUAAGCUCCUAUUAUUCGAAAUGAAACAGAUUGAAAAUGAAGUACAAUUAAAAAUUAUAUUAUGAACAUGUUAAUUUCAUUUCAUUCUUGAAUGCAAAUCGAGUCAUUUUUAGUGGUACA